This is a messenger RNA of Temnothorax curvispinosus, 2589 nucleotides long. RefSeq lists its product as uncharacterized. The record is from RefSeq and is a predicted model, not a curated record. The transcript is spliced from 5 exons. Bases 1 to 2589 code for a protein of 862 amino acids. NCBI's taxonomy places the organism in Eukaryota, Metazoa, Arthropoda, Insecta, Hymenoptera, Formicidae. Gene Ontology annotation, molecular function: zinc ion binding; nucleic acid binding.
AUGGCGACGGCGACGGCAGCAGUGCCAAAUACGUUUACGAUCGAGCCUUUCGAUUCCACCGUCACAAAUUGGUCACGAUGGUUACUCAGGCUGGAAGGCGCUUUUCGAAUAUUUACAAUUAAGGACGAGGCCCGAGUGCCUUACUUACUGCAUUACGUUGGGGCCACAUCGUUCGAUAUCUUGUGCGAUCGGUUAUCGCCGCAAGAUCCCUUCGAAGCCAGUUACGCGACGCUUACAAGGAGCUUGGGAGAAUUUUACGACCCGGCGCCGUUAGAAAUAGCGGAAAACUACAAAUUCCAUCAACGUAAGCAGAAGGAUGGUGAAACAGUUCAAGAAUUCUUAGCGGCACUCCACAAGCUAAGCGUGCAUUGCAAGUUUGGCGAUUAUUUAAAGACAGCCCUAAGAAACCAGUUAGUGUUUGGCUUGUCGAACAAGAGGACUCAAGCACGUCUCCUGGAGCUGGCGGAUCUAACGUUGGAAAAAGCAGCGCAGGUGGCCACUACAAUGGAGCUGUCUGAGAAAGGUGCUCAACAACUACAAGGAGAAUUAGCGGAAUUAAGUCUGGUACAAGCGGCCAAGCGGACUCCCCGACAUCCAUCUAACGUAGAUAAAUGCGGUGCAAAUCAUCUAGCGUCCAAAUGUACAUUAGAUAAGAACGUCAAAUGCAACGCUUGUGGAAAGAGCGGCCAUCUGAAAAAGGUGUGCUUUCAAGUGAGCCGGGAAACAAACCAGCUUGAAGAGAUCCUAUUGAUGGAACAUACACAGUUUCGGGACAAAAUCUUCACUACACUGCUGGUAAAUGACAAACAAGUCAAGUUUGAAAUAGAUAGCGGUGCUGCGGUGUCGGUGAUGGCGCAGGAGCACGCGAGUCGCGAAUGGAUCUUCCAAUUACGGGAUGAAGCUAAUAUUAAGAAUUUUCUUAGUAGCAUAGAAUCGAUACAUGUGAUAGAUACUGGUCACAAAGAUAGGUUAAAUGCAUUACUACAAAAGUACAAGUCAAUCAUGACACCGUCGAUAGCAAAAAUAAAAGGGUUACAGGCAAAAUUAACGCUUAAAAAAGAUGCGAAACCGGUAUUUUGCAAAUCGCGGCCAGUGCCUUUCAGAUUACGCCCCUUAAUAGAAAAGGAAUUGCAACGGCUAGAAUCAGAAGGAGUUUUAGAGAAGGUAGACACUUCUGAAUGGGCUACGCCGAUAGUUCCAGUUCUUAAAAAGAACGGCCAGGUUCGCCUUUGUGGCGAUUAUAGUGUCACCUUAAAUCCUCAGCUCGUUGUUGACGAGCAUCAUCUUCCGACAGCGGACGAAUUGUUUACCUCAAUGGAGGGCGGCACAGUUUUCUCUAAAAUUGAUUUAUUACAAGCAUAUUUACAAAUAGAGGUUCGCCCCGAGGAUCAACACCUCCUUACAUUGAAUACUCAUAAAGGCCUUUACCGACCUAAGCGUUUAAUGUAUGGAAUCGCGUCUGCACCGGCCAUUUGGCAACGUGACAUGGAGAACAUUCUGAAAGAUCUUUCGGGAGUAACUGCCUUCUUGGAUGACAUACGCGUAUCGGGUAAAAAUCCGGAAGAUCACUUACAAAAAUUAGAAGCAGUUUUUAAACGUCUACAUCAGUACAAUAUUAGAAUUAAUCUUGAUAAAAGCGAAUUUUUUAUGGAACAAAUUAAUUAUUGCGGUUACAUUAUCGACAAAAACGGAUUACAUAAAGAGCCGGAUAAAAUAGAAGCAAUUGAAAAAAUGCGUAGACCGGAAGACGUUCCUCAGGUGCGUAGUUUCCUUGGAAUGGUCAAUUACUACGGUCGUUUUAUUAAGAAUUUAAGCACGAUACUACAUCCGUUGAACAAUCUAUUACGUAAGAACACCAAAUUUGUCUGGACUACGGAGUGUAAAAGAAGCUUUUUAGCUGCCAAAAAGGCGUUUUCAAGUACGGAUUUCUUGGUACAUUUCGAUCCAACUUUGCCUCUAAUUCUUGCUACGGAUGCUAGCGCGUACGGUGUAGGUGCUAUCCUAUCACAUUUGUAUCCGGAUGUGACAGAAUUAGCUACAGCUACAGUUAAAGAUAAAGAACUCGUAGAAGUUUUAGAAGCAUUAAAGACAGAAAUAAAGCAUAGUAACGACUACAACGUAACAACAGAAACUCAUCUGGUCUUUAAGGAAGGAGAGAGAGUGAGUUGUCGAAACUAUUUAGGCGUAGAUAAAUGGAUGUUUGGAAAAGUUGUAGAGCGUAUUGGUAAACUACAUUAUAAGAUCAAACUGGAUGAUGGACGAAUCUGGAAGAGGCACAUCAACCAGAUGCGCACGAUUGGCAAUAGGACGCCAGUAAAGCUAAAUGAUAAAGUUAGUGCGAUAACGUCCGAUUUAGACUACUCAGUGGUCGGAGAAGAAAGCGUAGUUGAUAACGUGGAGGAAGCGAAUCACCGUACACCAGAAGCAAUGAGAUCACCGCCUCCUCCACAAGCGUUGCCAGCACAAUCGGAAAAUCAUUCCGAAUGCGAUAUUGAUCCGGUCGAAACCACUCCUAGACAACCUACGAGACCACGAAGGCCACAUAAAUUGCCUACACAUUUAGGAGAUUACGAAGUUAAUCUGAGAUAG